GCGCGGGUUGGGGGGGAGGCCGAGCGGGGGAAGAGUCGAGCCUAGCAGGGAAGGAGCCCCCCCCCGCCCCCUUCUCCUGCCCGGGCCGUCGCGCGCUGGCUUCCCCGGGGCGAAUGGAACGCGGCGCUGGGCGUUGGAAGGCUGACCCGGGAGGCGCGCGCCGCUGGCACAGCGGAGGCGGCGGCACCAACAGCCAGCGUGUUGCGGCAUCACCAGCCUGGGUCUGGAAUUCUCCCCCAUGAGAUGCAUGACGAGAGGGAAGCUCCUCAGUUAAGUUUGCUAAGCGGAGGACCGUUUUUAUUUUACUUCUUUUUCAGAUCCAAGAAUGGACAUUGUAGCCGAUGAUGAUUUCUCCAAUCCACCGCUUCAGGGAUAUUGAGAGGAAACCAGAAUACCUCCAGCCAGACCAGUGCAUUCCACCUCCUACCCGCAGUUCCUCAGGAACAAUGUGGUUUAUUCGAGAUGGCUGUGGUAUUGCCUGUGCGGUCAUCACCUGGUUUCUGGUCUUCUAUGCUGACUUUGUAGUCCUCUUUGUUAUGCUGAUUCCGUCAAGAGACUAUAUUUACAGUGCGAUCAAUGGAGUAGUUUUCCACGCAUUUUUUUUUUUCCUGGCUCUGGCGUCGCAUCUUCGAGCUAUGAUAACAGACCCAGGUGCAGUGCCCAAAGGUAAUGCUACAAAAGAGUUCAUAGAGAGUUUACAGCUGAAGCCAGGGCAGGUGGUUUACAAGUGUCCCAAAUGCUGUAGCAUCAAACCUGAUAGAGCACAUCACUGCAGUGUUUGCAAAAGAUGUAUUCGAAAAAUGGAUCACCACUGUCCUUGGGUUAACAACUGUGUAGGAGAGAAUAACCAGAAGUACUUUGUACUGUUUACAAUGUAUAUAGCACUGAUAUCGCUGCAUGCCCUGAUCAUGGUUGGAUUUCACUUCCUGUAUUGUUUUGAAGAAGAUUGGACAAAGUGCAGUUCUUUCUCUCCGCCGACUACUGUGAUCCUCCUUAUUCUCUUGUGUUUUGAGGCUCUCCUUUUUCUCAUCUUCACAUCUGUAAUGUUUGGAACACAGGUACAUUCCAUCUGUACCGAUGAAACGGGAAUAGAACAAUUGAAAAAAGAAGAGAGAAGAUGGGCUAAAAAAACAAAAUGGAUGAACAUGAAAGCAGUAUUUGGCCAUCCGUUCUCUAUAGUUUGGCUUAGCCCAUUUGCUACUCCAGACCAAGGAAAAGCAGACCCAUAUCAGUAUGUGGUCUAAGAAUUCCUGAACAGCAUUUCCACUAAAACAAAAACCACAUUUACAGCACUACGGUCAUUUUACAUGAAUGUUUCAAAGGAAAAGGCAAAAUCUUUUUUUAUAUUAAAAAAGCCUAUUAAAUGGCUGGACACUGCAGCGAAAAGAAAAACAAACCACCCUGUAUUCUGAAAAUUUUCAGUAAUUCUCUCUCUCUCUGGUGGCUGAAGCUUUUUAAUUUUUUAACUUGUUAACUUCACUGGCCUGUUUUUUUUUCCCUGUCUGCUUUCUGUAUGACAUAACUAAUGUAAAGGGGAAUCUCUUCUCUGAACUCACCUAUAUUGACUGAGUAUACACCGCAGUCGACAUCUGAGACGUUCUAUGACAACAGUCCCAUCAUCCUGCAUAAACAUGGAUUUCUUGGAAGGCAGACGAUGCUUCCAGCAGUGGGUCUUUUUCUUUAUGGUAUUUUCCCCGCUUGCGUUUAAGCAUCAGGUGCUAAGAACUGAAAGAUGGAAGACGGGGCCAUGUGGCAAGGGGGCCAGUUAAUAAUGAUGGUUAAAACCUCGUCUUAUUUUGAAUGCGCCUGGUUACAGCAAAAGGGUUUUAUCUCCCAUGCAUUGUUUGGCACCAUAGCGUUUCCUGUGUAGCAGGAAAUGUUGUCUUCCUGGGUUAAAUGAUGGAGUGUUUUAUAUGUAUGGAUUUAAAUGCCUUACUGUUGGGGAUGCAGGAAGAAAGCUUGAGCCAGGUAAUGUCCACUGGUUUAAACAAAACAAAAGAGAGAGAGGCUAAUGAACAGUGUUCACAUGUAGAAGUGACUUUCAGGCCCAGACUUAAAACCCAAGCACAGAAAGUUUUGGUAGAUGUGUCAGCGUUGUCUCACCCUUCCCCUCCCCAUCCCUAGCGUUCCCAGUCUUUUAUAGCUCUGUAAAUGUUUAUUCUCCUUUAUAUUUAUACAUAUUAUAUAUUUUACAUUGGGGAAAAUGUCAAGUGUUAAAGGUUUGUGCAUGCCUUCUGUCAUGACUGUGUGGAUGGCAAACUUUGUGCGUAGUAUGAACCAGAAAGUUGGAAAUGUAGGGAGGGCAUUCCUUUAAAAACAAAAACGGGUAAGACUGAUGACACCCAAACUGACUGAGCUUUUGUAUUUGGGCUGGGGUUUUGCUACAUAUUUCAGAUCACCAGUGUAUGUGUGUGGGGAGUGGGUGGGGGGAGUAGAAUUACCUACUGAAUGGGAAGCAUCCGAGUAAUUUGCUGGGAAAAGCCCCCAAAACGUAGAACGGCAAAUAAGCUAUGCUCCUGAAUUUAUUCUUUCAGCAGAAUCAAAGCCAUGGGGUGGGAGGGAAGCCAGUGGAGGAGGAUAAUGGAUCUGUCUCAUUUUGAAAGUAAUGUGAAUGCUGCAUCUUUUCAAUUCUGUCAAUGCUUCCAUAUUGGGGGGAAAACCACAAAUGCAAUAAACCUUUUCU
This is a messenger RNA of Gekko japonicus, 2683 nucleotides long. It is a transcript of the gene ZDHHC3, whose product is annotated as zinc finger, DHHC-type containing 3. Lineage: Eukaryota; Metazoa; Chordata; Lepidosauria; Squamata; Gekkonidae. Gene Ontology annotation, cellular component: Golgi apparatus; endoplasmic reticulum. Gene Ontology annotation, biological process: protein targeting to membrane; peptidyl-L-cysteine S-palmitoylation. The record is from RefSeq and is a predicted model, not a curated record. Gene Ontology annotation, molecular function: protein-cysteine S-palmitoyltransferase activity.